Molecule: messenger RNA, 1383 nt
Organism: Chaetomium fimeti
Lineage: Eukaryota; Fungi; Ascomycota; Sordariomycetes; Sordariales; Chaetomiaceae
Exons: 4
Coding region: 70-1254 (394 amino acids)
Molecular function (GO): protein binding
Source: RefSeq, a predicted model, not a curated record
GGUGGCGACGACGGCAUCACGACACCUGCGCACGACCGAGAGGCGCCUCGGCUGUCUCGAGACGCGGACAUGAUAGGUGCACCUUAUGGUAAAGAUGUAAUGUCUGAGCGGUUCGGUGGCAACGACGGCAUCACGAUACCUGCGCACGACCGGAGCACGGCCGGGGGGCAAUCAGAAGGCGACCUAGGACCACUAUAUAAGCAGCAGUACCGCCGCUUCUCAGCCGGAGAUGUUUUGUCUGUAGCUCGUCCUCCAUCCGCAUCUUCACAUACGGCCUUCUACACGCCUUCAGCUACAUUCACCCAACUUUCACACAAAACCUCUGCACCUUCAUCAGCUACUUUCAUCAUGCUGCUCCCAGGCGAGACCAUCGAAGAUGCUAUUGCGCGAAUCAUCGAGACGGAGGAAAAGAGAGUCAAGAUGCUUGCGGGGCGGGAAGAGCGCCUACGUGAUCUUAUUGCAGCUCACGACCGAGGCGAGUCCUCACUCUGGGAAACACAAUACGAAUGGGAUGUCCUCGUCAAAUGCGGCGACCGGUUUUGGAGGGUUCAUCGUGACAUUCUCUGCCGCGAGUCAGACUGGUUCAAGACUCGAAUGCCACCCAAGGAUCCUAACGGGGCCUACGUCGUAUUCAACUGCGACGGACACAACACAACGCAGCUCACCCACGCUCUCCGCUACAUGUACGGCAACUCUACGGCAAAAAGGUUGAUGACCCUCAAGUACGCGCUCAGCGGCUACCCGAUCUUCCUCGCCGUCUACACCUACAUCGCCGGCGCGUCGGUCGGCUUCGAGCGCAUGAUGGGGGACGCCCAGCGCGCGCUGUACGAGAUGGCGCUGCAGCUCAAGAUGUUCUUUGACGCCACGCCCGCGGCCGCCCUCGGCACCAUGGAUCUGUCGGGCCUGUACGACCCCCUGCGCCGCAGCUUGGUCAUGUCCUUCGACCAGGCCGACGCCGGGGUUCGUUUGCUCGGCCUGCGCGCCGCGCUCGCGCACUUGUGUGAUGUGGUGCUGGUGUGGUUGGUUUUGGAUCCGGGGUUUGGCAGGGCGUUGGUGGCGGAUUGGAUUCCGAGUGGGGUGUGGCAGAAGGUGGUGGUGGAUAAUGUGUUUUUUUGGAGGAAUGGGUUGUUGGACGACAUGUGGAAGAUUCUGGUCGAGGCUAUCCCCGUGCGCAAGAAACGGGGGGCGAGGGUGUUGGACGCGAGAGAGGGCGAGGACAAGGGCACCGAUGGCGACCCGUCGAGUUCCCGUUAGAGCCGGGGUUCGGGGGAGUGCGAGCGGGAGGACCAGACUUGGUUGGAGGCGGUCGGCGAGGAGGAUAGUCCGUUGCGGCGGUGGAGGCAGAUGGCGGAGAGCAUCGAGCCGGACGGUUGGAGACUUGGG